Molecule: messenger RNA, 1465 nt
Organism: Coccomyxa subellipsoidea C-169
Lineage: Eukaryota; Viridiplantae; Chlorophyta; Trebouxiophyceae; Coccomyxaceae
Product: PspA/IM30
Exons: 9
Coding region: 414-1172 (252 amino acids)
Source: RefSeq, a predicted model, not a curated record
GUCAUUACUAGUAGGCAUUGACAUCGUAACCUGCAGUUGCUUGAUCCUCUCGGGCCAGAUAUACUCGGAGGCUCGAAGUUGCAAUAACAGAGAGUCUCAAGUGCUGGGCUCGAAUCACAAAAGGAGGACCAGUAUCACUAUAUCUGCCUCUCAUAAUAUUAUUACGCCUGUAUAGAGAGCUGAGCGAUUUGAUGGCCCAUAUCUCUCACACACCUCAGCUGUCAGCUUCGGCACAGGGAACACGCAGGGUACUCCACAUGCGUGCGCCUGGAGCAUGCAAUGCUCGCCACCUUGGAUCGUCUCACAGUCAUUUGAUCAAAACCAAUGGACGAUCAGCGUUCCUCCAAGGCACACAAUUGGCCAGGCUACCUGCUCGGCCGAGGAAUGCAGCAUGUGGAGCUGCUGGCGUGCAGAUGAACUUGUUCAGCAGGUUGUUUCGCGUCGCACGCUCCUACGCAAACGCUCUGGUGAGCUCCGUGGAAGACCCAGAGAAAAUGCUCGAGCAGACGGUGAAUGAGAUGCAGAGCGAUCUCAUCAAAAUGCGGCAAGCCUCUGCCCAGGUGAUGGCGUCACAGAAGCAGAUAGAGGUGAAGUACAAGCAGGCACAGCAAGCUGCGGACGAGUGGUACCGGCGCGCGCAGCUGGCGGUGGAGAAGGGGGACGAUGAGCUGGCGAAGGAGGCGCUGAAGCGGCGCAAGAGCAACCAGGAGAACGCCGACACCAUGAAGGCCCAGCUCGACCAGCAGCGCAAGGCCGUGGACCAACUCAUCUCCAACACCAAGAUGCUGGAGUCGAAGAUGGUGGAGGCUAAGAGCAAGAAGGACACGCUCAAGGCGCGCGCCAAGACCGCGCAGACCUCUCGCCAGAUCGCAGACAUGGUCCAGGGCCUCAACACGAGCAAUGCUGUGACCGCGUUUGAGCGCAUGGAGGAGAAGGUCAUGUCCCUGGAAGCCGAGGCAGACGCCACGCUGCAGCUGGGCACGAGCGACAAUCUGGAGAGCAAGUUCAGGGCGCUGGAGGGCGGUGACGUGGAGGAUGAGCUGGCGCAGAUGAAACGGGGGGUCCUCACCGGCUCCCGCACCAGCGCGCCCCAGCAGCUGCCAGAAGGCCGGCCCAUCAGGGAUGCCAUUGACUUUGAGCUGGAUGAGCUGAGAAGGAAGGCGCGCGACUGAGCAUGGAGCUUUGAUGGGGCAGAGGUUGAUCCUGCCUCUAUUCUGUGGCUCCUACUGUGUGUCAAGGUGUAGCUGCCGGUUGGGCCCUGUCAUGCGGCUGCCUUGUGAGCUGCUGGGAUUUGAUACUCAUGAAAUGCAUUUUCUUCUCUGUUGAGGGAUUGUGAGGGAUGGUGUCAGCAUUGUCAUGCUGCUAUGGUAUAUGAGUGUGUGGGUGUACUGGAUGUUUCGGCACCACCAUUUUUUUUCCUUAGCACCUUAGUUGUGGUUGUCUUCCCUUUUAAAAUGAUUCUCCG